Molecule: messenger RNA, 546 nt
Organism: Malurus melanocephalus (red-backed fairy wren)
Lineage: Eukaryota; Metazoa; Chordata; Aves; Passeriformes; Maluridae
Product: coatomer subunit gamma-2-like
Exons: 6
Biological process (GO): organelle transport along microtubule; protein secretion; intracellular protein transport
Cellular component (GO): endoplasmic reticulum; endoplasmic reticulum-Golgi intermediate compartment; COPI vesicle coat
Source: RefSeq, a predicted model, not a curated record
UUUCCUYGACUGAGAGGUCUCUCUUUUUCCUCAGGCAGUGGCUCCAAUCCUUUCCAGCAUCUGGAGAAGAGUGCUGUGCUUCAGGAGGCACGGCUCUUCAAUGAGACCCCUAUAAAUCCACGAAGAUGCCUUCACAUCCUCACCAAGAUCCUGUACCUGCUGAACCAGGGUGAACAUUUUGGAACCAUGGAAGCCACAGAAGCUUUUUUUGCCAUGACCAGAUUGUUUCAGUCUAAUGAUCAAACCCUCAGGAGAAUGUGUUACCUCACAAUCAAAGAGAUGGCCAAUAUCUCCGAGGAUGUCAUCAUUGUCACCAGCAGUUUGACCAAAGACAUGACRGGCAAGGAGGAUGUCUAUCGAGGCCCGGCCAUCCGAGCUCUGUGCAGGAUCACUGACGGUACAAUGUUACAAGCCAUCGAGAGGUACAUGAAACAGGCCAUCGUGGACAAAGUCCCCAGUGUGUCCAGUUCUGCACUGGUGUCUUCCUUGGUAAGUGAAACAGAAGAUUAUUAUCAAUCUAUUUAUUAUUAAAAAUUAUAAAUUCAC